Rhipicephalus microplus (southern cattle tick) is the source of this 6985-nucleotide messenger RNA. RefSeq lists its product as uncharacterized. Gene Ontology annotation, molecular function: oxidoreductase activity, acting on the CH-OH group of donors, NAD or NADP as acceptor. The record is from RefSeq and is a predicted model, not a curated record. Lineage: Eukaryota; Metazoa; Arthropoda; Arachnida; Ixodida; Ixodidae.
UCCAGUGCUGACGGAACGUUCUAGCCUGCGGCUCCGACCCUUCUGCACAUACGGCCAGUGCUCCGUGCGCGCGUGUGCAUCGUGUUGCUCUUCGCGGGAUCUCCUCGGCGCAACCAGUGAAAAGGAGAGCAACGAACGUUGUCGCGGCGACCGAGAGCUGUCGGACUGCUGCUGAGGAAUCUGCUUUCGCCCGUUCAACAUGCUAUCCCGUCCGGGCGAGGCGGUCGUGCUGGUGACGGGAGCCACAGGCUAUGUGGGCUCUCACAUUGUGAAGCUGCUGUUGGAGGAAGGUGAGCUACGUGUCCGUGCCACGGUGCGCAACCUCGAGCAGGAGGACAAGACCAAGUUCCUGCGUGAGUUGGUGCCUGAUGCCAAGCACCCCAUCGAGCUGGUACAGGCAGACCUUCUCAAGGAGGACACUUGGAAAGAUGCCGUGAAAGACUGCACCUAUGUGGUGCAUGUGGCUGCCCCAACACCACACUCCUCACUGUCCAAGGACAAUGAUCUGCUCAAGCUGGCCGUUGAUGGCACCAAGGCUGUGCUGCAGGCUUGCGCUGACUCGGGCACUGUCAAGAGGGUUGUCCUCACCAGCUCCAUCAGUGCCGUCUUUGAUCAGUCCCAGCCAGCGAGUGCCCUGAGUGAGCGUGAAGGCAAACCAUUCACAGAAGCUGACUGGAGCAAUGCUGAGUCUGCGACCCUGGAUGCCUACGGAAAGGCUAAGACCCUCCAGGAGAAGGCUGCAUGGGACUUUGUCAAGGAGCUGCCAGAAGAGAAGAAGUUUGAGCUGGUAGUCAUUAACCCUGGACUCUGCAUUGGACCUCUGCUGCAGAAGACAACCCAUGGUGUGCCCACUAGCGUGCUGCUGAUCAAGCGCUUUAUGGACCGAUCGAUACCGCUGGUGCCUCCAGCAUCAUUGAGUGUGGUUGAUGUUCGUGACGUGGCACGGGCACACGUACGUGCGCUGACUGUGCCGGGGGUAGCAGACAACCGCCACAUUGUCACCAACCAGUGCAUAUCUGUCAAGGACAUGGCCACGGCUCUUGCAAAGGAGUUCAAGCCACAUGGUUAUAGUAUCUCCACAGCCGGUGCACCAUACUUCCUGAUGUGGCUCAACAGCCUGGUGGACAAGAACUCCAAGCUGCUCAUGUCCAAGCUGAACAAGCCAAGCACAUAUGACAAUGCACGCAUGCGCGAGGUUCUCGAGAUCGAGCCCCGCGAUGUACAGCAGUCGAUCCUGGACACUGCCUACAGCAUGAUCCAGUUGGGUGUUGUCAAGAAGUCCAAGAAGAUGAAGAAGCAGGAGCUUUCAACCGAGGGUGAGGGCCAUGUGAACGGUGACCUAAAUGGUGAAAAGGCAGAUGAUGAGAAGGACGAGAAGAAGGAAGGAGACGACGAAGAAAAGGUCGCCGACGAGAAGAAGGAGACGGCAACCGAAGACACCAAAAAGGCCGAAGAGGUUACCAAAAAGGCCGAUGAGGUCAUUGCUGAGCCCCCGCAGAACAAGGAACUCGAGCCUGAGGACAAAGUCGAGAAGGCAAACGGUGAUGUCGCGGAACCACCGCCACAGCCUGUAGAGGUGGCCGCAAACUGAGUUUUGGAGAUUCAACAUAUACACACUACACAUACACUCCUUUUUUUGUUUGUUUGUUUGCUGCCCCUAUCUUUAAUGCGGGCAGAAAAUGCGAUCGUUUCAUUCUUUGCAGCAGACCACUGAAUUGAAUGCUUCGGGAGAGAGAGAGAGAUGUUAUGUUCAGAAGUGUAGAAGCAUCAUUGCAACAAUUGUGGGCUGUCAAAAUUGGUGGCCAAAAUGUACCAAGCGUACGAAUAGUAGGUCAUGUGAGAAUUCGUGGAACUGUCAAUCAAUAAAAAUAAAACAUAAUAAAAGCAAUCUAUGCAUCAGUAACAAUUCCUGGACAGUAAGUUACAGAAGCAAGCACUCUCCGGAGUUCGCAGAUUUUAAUUAAAUCUGUGUUCUUGACGUGGGUGUUUUUCAAACGAGCAACAUUGUGCAGGUGAUGCCCGCAGGGAAUCUGUCUCUCUCGUGAAACGUUUCUUUCAGUGACCCUCUUGAGAGCAAGAUUUGAGAACACUCUUGCGUUGUUGUUUUCGGAUGACAUUUUCGUAGAGUCUCAACACUGGUCGCCUCGUAGAUCCAUCCAUAUAGAAACUGGGACUGCAUUGGCACUUGUCGAUUCCUUGUUGCCAGACAGAGCCAGCACAGCUGAGACGAACAACGACGCCAUUGUAGAAACCUGCCAUUGCUUCACUCUGCUAGUACGAUUGUAGCUUGUUGCUUCCACGACAUGCUUACGGGACAAAGAAGCUUCCAGUACACCUUAUCAAGAAACUGGAGAAGGAAAAAGAAAAUUGCGAAUGUGAGCACGGUCAUGAAAGAGACAUCCUCAGACAAAAAGCAGGAAACUAUUUUUGAUCACGAUGUAUUUUAAAGAAAUUUGAAAGGUAGCUAAAACUUUUUUAAAGGGUCAAUUAAAAAAGCAAGCAGAGGAUAUCUUUUGUAGAGAAGAAGAAAAAAAUGAGCAGAAAAGCUUGGCAUUCAAGUUCAUCAUUCAUCGCACUACUAAAUCAUAGGCACACUACACCUUGCCAUCAAAAUGGUUUCACUUAGAGUAUAGACUUCAUGAAAAUGCUACUUCCCAGCUGAACAACUAGAAGAUGUUUCACAUCUUUUACUGCUCUCAUAAGAUAUGAGAGUGGGAGGCAGUGCGAGGGAAAAGAAUGCGAGCACUAUGUGUCAGUGUUAAUCUUUCCCUUCAGCUCCUUUAUUCUGAGGGCGUGGGGCUCCUACGUUUGGUGCACACACAAAUUUAAACUGUUUUGGUAUAGCAUUACUGCAAUGCGUUGAUGACAGUGUUGUUUGUCACCAUUGCCUGUAUUUUUGCAUUUUAUGUUCGCGUACCUCUUUCUAGACCACACUCAGAACAAAAGUGUAUACAACAUAUAGCAUUUGCAGUUUUAGCUUUCUGAGUCUGUUAUUUUUGUCCAGGAGCUUGACAGCUGUGCUGAAGACUUUUGUCAUUGUCUUGUGGCUAACUCCAUCAUGUCACCAACUGUAGAACUACUCUAAAUGCUAUAUAAAAGAGUUACAUAUAACAAGCUUUUAUUUUUUAUGUCAUCGCGAUUUAUUUUGUGGUUCUCAAUUAAAAAAUAUAUGUUAGAAAGGCACAGUCUGCCCGCAACACACAGCAAAAAUGAACCAACGGGCUGUGUAACCGUAUGCUGGGGGAAAUGUUUGCUUCUCAAGCCAUCGAACUUGUGAGGUAUAUUUGCCUGAUGCUCAUCUCUAUGCUGUCGGAAAAGUGUUGUUCACAAUCCCGUCGCUCUGUAGAGUGAUGUGCUGGAUCGACUAUUUUGCUAUAUAAAGUUAUGUGAACCACUUCUAUCGGCACCUUCUUCCACCUGCAUUCUGAGGUUGCCAUUGCUACAGUUACUAUCUUGUAGCAAACUUAUGCCUUCUUUUUACAACCUACAACUUUUCUGUAAAGGGAUGAGUGUGCAUAUAAUUGCAGCUGUUAAUGAGUCAACAAUACAAAUUUGCUGAAAACAUUUGGAGUUGUCGGUUUGUUUUGUAGUGUGAAGGUUUCUGUGCCUACUCCCCCCCGCUAUCUUGUUUACCUCAGCUGUGUACCAUGGCCUUUCCAAGAUGUGGAGUUGAUGGUUGCUUUGACUUCAGUGACAAGGUUCAAGUUGGUUGUUGCUGUAUAGCGAGCAGUGACAGCUCUAUAUUUGCAUGUGACGUGCUCUUUUUCUUGGUGCGGCAUGCUUGUGUGGCAUGCAUUUCUAUUUCUGUUUUUUUUUCUUUACUAUAUGCAGCUGUGUAAAUAAGUUUUAAUGCUGUGUAAUUGUCGGAGUUUGUCAGUUGUGGACCCUGGUGCAACUUCGACCUUCUUUCUGCUGGGGAAAAAAAGCUUCUUGAAGAACCUCUGAAUAGAUCACGGUGCUGCAUUGCAUCUUGUCUCCCCACUUUACACGACUUUCCGCAGCCUUCUGUAAACAUUGCUCCCGUAACUGUACCCAGUAACAUUCAUUGUAUGAACCCACCAACCGGCGAGUAAAUACACAUGGAACCACCCACUUACACACACAUACAUUUCUGAGUGCAUUGAUGUUGAGAACCAGUCGUGCAGUGCUGCAAGUGGCAACUUGCUUGGGUUGAAGCUUGGGCUUCGGUUCACAAGUGGUUGAGGUUUGGGUAUGCAAGUGAAAACCUUGUGGUGUUGAGCUGUCCCCCUCAAGAACCCCGAAGAAUUGCAUGCUGAUCCCUCUCAUUCCUUGUCACAUCCCAUUCGAGUGAUGCUUUAUUCUGUGUACCAGAGCUCUCGUGACAUUAUGUUAUUUUGCUUCAGACUGCUUAUCAUUUGCGAGGUCUAUGUUUUUAAUGGUCAGUGAUGCAGCAGUGGUGUCGAGCCUUGAGCUUCGAAACUUAUGGAGGCUUUGACAGCUGUUCCUGUACAAUGCACUGCGUGUUGAAGUUUCCCUUCAUCUCCUCUAGGAACCAAAGAUAACAUUGAGGUGACUGUCACUUUGAGAACUAAGUAUAGAUGUCAGUGUUGCAAGAUUUAUGUAAAAGGAUGAGUUUACGAAAGCAUUUUCUACCGUACUCCCAUGUGGAGGUUGUAGCGACCAGAUAUGACAGUAUUACGAGAGUGCUGUUUGCAUAUUCAAAAUAAUUGCGUAUUGCUACAUUUCUAAGACUGUAAGUCAGAUUAAGGUGUUAGUAUGCAAAACAUUUGAUACCAUGCCUUUGCCAAAGUGGCCAUGCCAGCUAGGUGACAUUUUUUUUAUACGCAUAUGCGUUGAGCUGUUUGAGAAGCUGGAAUGUUUCGGACAGUGCUCAAUUUUUUACAUGCAUCAGUAAGCCAAAGUUUUGAGACGGAUAGCUGCAUUGACAGCUGAACAUUUACAUACAGCACUUACCAAACACAUGCUAUAUGGUUGUAAUUGCUAAGAGAACAGUUAGCCAUAUAUGCAACUUUUAAAAUCAUGUACCUUAUACACAGGUGUAGGAACAUUACAGCCGGCUUUGAUAUCAAAGUUUAUCUCUUUUUCUUUUCCUUUUCUACAAGUUUACUUAUGAUACGUGCCUCAUGUAUAAUGGCACACACUGUUUUUACUCAAUUAGAAUAAUAAUAGUGAAUGAAAGUAAAGAGAGAAGGCAACUGAAGCAUGUGAGAUUUCUUUGGCUUUUAAUUAGCAGGUUCGUAACAAAGGGGCCAAAAUGUGGAGUGUAUUAUGUUUGGUACAUGCCACUGACUGAAAUGUACAGCUGAUUCAUUGUGAACUCACUACAUAUCUGUCACUCAAACUUGCUCUCUCCAGUAGCCACACAUAAAGUGUGAUCAAGUCAGUACGUACAUAGAGAAAGUGUUUUUAAAAAGAGGAAGAAAAAAAGCUCUCUGUUUUAAUUCGGUGCGCAAGUUCCCCUGGUAAAGCAGCAUUGUAAAUGAAUGUCUAGCAUACAAGAAGAAAAUGGCGAUUCAAAAUCAGGCAUCAGUAGUUUAUCGAGAAUGUAGAUGCAGCCAUGCUGCAGUUUGCAUGGAGUCAAUAUAAAGACAGCGUUACGAAAGUCCUCAUCUAAGUGCCCCUCUCAGGCAGCAACAGACCAGACUUUCUUGGAUGUGUAGUUACUUCGCAAAUGUUUGUGCUGCGGGCGCAUUAUUUUCUGGCAGUACGACUCACUCUCUCUUUUGUCUAACAUCGCGAGAUAUCCUGAUGAAAGCUGGUAAAGUAAGCAUUCUUCAUUCACAUCUGCACAAGCACGUGCAUAGUGUGCGCCUUGACUGAAACGUGCUACAUAACUCACUCGUAGCCCUCUCCGACCUGGGUGCCCUUUGUGGCACGAAGGCUUUCCGUCAUGGUCAACCUGUCGUUCAUCAUAGUCACAUCUUUUUUUUUUGACCAAGGCCAAAAAAAAAAGUUUCUUCAGCCAUGGAAGUGCCGGCACGUUUUUGGCUCAAUCUACUGUGAGGACUAAAAUGAUUGAAAUUACUACCAACAACAAUUGCCACUGGUGGUGCUAUACUGAAGACGGUAUGCUUGAGGCUCUUGUGCCGACAUAGGAAGGAAUGGAACUGGGGUCCUGUCGUCCUCCUUGACUGCCCUGCUAAAAAAUGGUGAUUCGUUCACCUCCAGUGAUUAGCUCUAGCUUUUUACACCUCUCGUGCAGACCAACAACACUUUGAGCCAUUUUAUCGAAACUCUUUUAUAUGGCAGGAUUGCCUUUUUUUUCUUCUUGUAAGAUUUACUUGAUUACCAAGCACUAGUCAGUAGAUGGAAAAAAGUUUAUGGCAGAAGUAAGCAAGCAACAAGAGGUCCUUCGAUGUUUAUAUUUAUGUGUGAAGCCCCCCAAUUUGUUUGAUGUGGACUUCUACUACCACUCUGCUGCAUACACUGCAUUUAGUUUACCACCUUCCCAUAGCUGCCAUGUGUUGACACUGCUUUAGAAACAAAGCGACACGUCUAAACUUUCAGCGAGCGGUAGAAAAAAAAAGGACAGCUUAGAGAAGACACGCUAGCUGCUCUCACCCUUCAAACAUUGUGCAUUUGUACAAAGAGCACAGGAUAUACUGUUUGCUGCGCGACAUAUGCUUUUUCUUACAACCUCGGAGCUCUUUCGUAUCUGUUCCUCCACCAAAUUUUCCAUACUCCCCCCUCUAAGGGACUACAUAGGUUCGACAGUGCAUGAAGGAAAAAAAUACUGUGCAAAGCGAUGCUCGUAUGACGAUACAUUUCAUGCUAUUUGUUUGAUUUAGCUGUCUUGACGAACACUGACACCUUGCUCUUAGAGUUUUUCUCAACUCUUCGAUCUCUAGUUUUUAUCUCUUCAUAUGCUUUCUUUUGCACUGCAAUCUGUGUGCUCAGCUUUGUAAACUCCAUAGAAAAAAAAAACACUUCUACCAGUAGAUGUAUACACAGUCUCCUCCCGUGUAUUUGUAUGCUUGUUAAUAAACGAGGAAAAGAAAACAAA